GUCAUCUCAUAAACCAAAGGGGAAUUUUUCCCCCCUCACUCUUCUCCAGCAACAAAGACCAGGAUGGAAAAGUCAUUGUGCAUGCUGCCUGCAGUGCUUUUUCUGGGACUUUUGACACACAGUGCUGCAGCACUGAUAAACACCCCAGCACCGACUAAGAGUUAUGCAUUAAUCAACUACACAACAACAACAAGGCCAACUCUGAAUUGGACCGAGGCUGUGAAGGGCGAGAGCAGGGACGGAACGACUCCAGCAACAGCAGACCCAGACAUUUUCACCACCACUGUCAGAGACAAACAGCUGGACACCACGGACACCAGCAAAGAAAGAAACAAGAAAGAGAAAGACCCAAGAGACCGCAAGACUGAAGAUGACAAAUCGAAACUGGACUGUCCUCCCCUCGGCCUGGAGUCUCUGCGAGUUGAUGACAGCCAGAUUCAAGCUUCGUCCUACCAGCGGUCGGGGCUAGGUCCUCACAGGGGGAGGCUGAAUAUCCAGUCUGGCAUUGAGGAUGGAGAUCUGUAUGAUGGAGCUUGGUGUGCCGAGUAUAAGGACCGGCACCAGUGGCUCGAGGUGGAUGCCCUUCAUCUCACUCUGUUUACUGGAGUCAUUCUGCAAGGGCGAAACUCCAUCUGGAGUUGGGACUGGGUCGAAACCUACAAAGUUCAGCUGAGUAAUGACUCUGUAACCUGGCAUACCUCCAUGAACGGGACGCAGGAAGCGCUAUUUGAAGGAAACCAGAAUCCUGAGACGCCGGUUCUUGGGCUCCUUCCUGUUCCCACCGUUGCCCGUUUCAUCCGCAUCAACCCACAGACCUGGUACUCCAACGGGACCGUCUGCCUCAGGACUGAAAUACUUGGCUGCCGUGUUCACGAUCCAUCUGACAUUUACUCAACGCAUGAAUCAGGAUCCAAGGAUGCUCUGGACUUUAGACACCACAACUACAAAGAGAUGAGAAAGCUCAUGAAGUCUGUGACGGAGGAGUGUCCCGACAUCACCCGCGUCUACACUAUAGGGAGGAGCUACAUGGGCCUCAAACUCUACGUUAUGGAGAUCUCAGAUAACCCGGGCAAACACGAAAUCGGGGAACCUGAGUUUCGCUACGUGGCAGGGAUGCAUGGAAAUGAAGCUCUUGGUCGAGAGCUUGUCCUAAACCUCAUGCAGUAUAUGUGCAAAGAAUACAAAAAGGGCAACCAGCGUAUUGUACGGCUGGUCACCGAGACGCGAAUCCACCUCCUGCCUUCCAUGAACCCAGAUGGAUAUGAGGAGGCUUAUGUGAAGGGUUCAGAACUGUCUGGAUGGGCUGAGGGACGAUACAGCUUUGAAGGAAUCGACCUGAAUCAUAACUUCCCAGACCUGAACAACAUUAUGUGGGACACCGAAGAAAAAGCAGCAGAUAAAUCCAAAGUGCCCAACCACUACAUCCCCAUCCCAGAAUACUACACCAAAGAAGACGCCACAGUUGCACCAGAGACACGUGCGGUCAUCAGCUGGAUGCAGGACAUUCCCUUUGUGCUCAGCGCCAACCUCCAUGGUGGAGAGCUUGUUGUUACCUAUCCCUUCGACUGCACCCGUGACUGGGCGCCACAGGAAGACACGCCAACAGCAGACAACGCCUUCUUUCGCUGGCUGGCCUCGGUCUAUGCCUCGACUAACCUGGUGAUGGCCAACCCGGACCGACGUAUCUGCCACUACGAGGAAUUUCAGUCACAUAACAACAUCAUCAACGGCGGAGCCUGGCACACGGUUCCUGGCAGUAUGAACGACUUCAGUUACCUGCACACCAACUGCUUCGAGGUGACAGUGGAGCUGUCCUGUGAUAAGUUUCCUCAUGUUAGUGAACUCCCCAUCGAGUGGGAGAACAAUAAGGAGUCUCUGCUGGUUUACAUGGAGCAGGUUCACAGAGGCAUCAAAGGUGUGGUCAGGGACAAGCUCACCAAAAAAGGAAUAGCAGAUGCUAUAAUCAAGGUGGAGGACCAUGACCAUGACAUCCGAUCAGCCACUGAUGGGGACUACUGGCGUCUUCUGAACCCAGGCGAGUACAAGGUGAUCGUUUGGGCCGUGGGUUACUUCCCAUCCAUGCGUCGGUGCAAUGUCGGCAUGGAACCAAAUCCCACCAUCUGUGACUUCAUCCUCACCAAAACACCCAUCCAGAGGCUGAAGGAGAUCAGGGCCAAAGGGGGGAAGAUCCCGCAGGAUCUUCAGCUGCGUCUUCGUGCUUUGAGGCUCCGAAAGCUACGGGCUAGCACCAAGGCAAUCAACCGCCGCAGGGAGGGUCAGCGGAUGAGAAGAGCUCGGUCCUCUCAAGCCUGGAAAGCAUGAGAGGAGAUGGGAGAACGGGUUCAUGAACUGUCCUCUGGGAAAAUUACAUUUCUGCUGUUAAAGGAGCUCACCUGGUUAACAAAAAGUAUUUCUCAAAUAUCAAAACAUGCAGACCGUUUUAUGUCUCUGACACUGUUCUCAGUUUGGGGACCCUUCAGGCUAUGACAGGCACAUAAACUCUUGGGGACAAUGUUAUUGCAGAACAGGUUUUUAAAUUGGUUCAAGUAUCCUUAAAAGUUACGCAAAGAGUUCCUAAAUUGUGAAUUUACUGGGUUUUUUUUUCUUUUGUACAUUAACUAAGGUGAGGAUUUCCGUGUCAGCUGGCCUGAUGUCAUAAAUUUUCUAAAAGUGUUUUUUUUUUAUUUUUUAGUUUGAUUGUCUGACUAAAGUCCAACUGGACCAAUAAAGUUAAAUAACUGUGU
Molecule: messenger RNA, 2744 nt
Organism: Pundamilia nyererei
Lineage: Eukaryota; Metazoa; Chordata; Actinopteri; Cichliformes; Cichlidae
Product: probable carboxypeptidase X1
Exons: 13
Coding region: 64-2322 (752 amino acids)
Biological process (GO): proteolysis
Molecular function (GO): zinc ion binding; metallocarboxypeptidase activity
Source: RefSeq, a predicted model, not a curated record